Molecule: messenger RNA, 2097 nt
Organism: Sorghum bicolor (sorghum)
Lineage: Eukaryota; Viridiplantae; Streptophyta; Magnoliopsida; Poales; Poaceae
Product: DEAD-box ATP-dependent RNA helicase 5
Exons: 12
Coding region: 129-1667 (512 amino acids)
Biological process (GO): rRNA processing
Cellular component (GO): nucleolus
Molecular function (GO): ATP binding; RNA binding; RNA helicase activity
Source: RefSeq, a predicted model, not a curated record
GGUUCCAUUCUAAAACCCUAGAAAUCAACCUCCACCUCCCCGUUCCACUUCCCGCCGUCCUCUCCUCGCCCGCCACCGUUCCCCAGCCCUCCUCCCCAGUCCCCACUUCCACCACCUUCCCCGCCGCCAUGGGCCGCAAUCUUGACGCCGAGCAAGCGGAAGCACCCAGGAGCAGCAAGAAGGAGAAGAAGAGCAAGAAGGACAAGAAGCGGAAGCUGGCAGCCGAGGCCGAGGAGGCGGCGGCGGCGGCCGUGACGGCGACAGAGGAGACCGUGAAGAGCAUCAAGAAGAAGAAGCUGGUUGAGAAUGGAGCCGGCGCAGGAGGAGGAGGGGAGGCGGAGAACGGCGCUGAGAAGACCGUGGCGGUGACCGGGAAGGGCUCCGAGGACCCCAAGUACGCGCCGCUGCGGUCGUUCUCCGCUGCCGAGCUGCCGUCCCAGGUGCUCGAUUGCUGCAGCGCAUUCGCGCGGCCGUCGCCCAUUCAGGCACACGCCUGGCCGUUCCUCCUCGAUGGCCGCGACUUCAUCGGCAUCGCCGCCACCGGAUCAGGGAAGACAAUUGCCUUUGGUGUGCCGGCGCUGAUGCACAUCAGGAAGAAGGUAGGGGGGAAAGCAGUGAAGAAGGCUGUGCCACGGUGCCUCGUGCUAUCACCAACGAGGGAGCUCGCUCAGCAGAUUGCAGAUGUACUUAGUGAGGCUGGUGCACCAUGUGGGAUAAAAUCAGUCUGCCUUUAUGGUGGAACUAAAAAGGAACCCCAAAUAUCUGCCCUUAAAUCUGGAGUGGAUAUAGUCAUAGGAACUCCUGGUCGUAUGAAAGACCUUAUUGAAAUGGGUGUUUGCCGUCUUAAUGAGGUUUCGUUCGUGGUUCUAGAUGAAGCAGAUAGGAUGCUGGAUAUGGGUUUUGAACCUGAAGUCAGGGCAAUUUUGAGCCAAACAUCAUCUGUACGUCAGAUGGUUAUGUUCAGUGCAACUUGGCCUCUUGCUGUCCACAAAUUAGCCCAGGAGUUUAUGGAUCCAAAUCCAAUAAAGGUUGUUAUUGGAUCAGAAGAUCUUGCUGCUAACCAUGACGUGAUGCAAAUUGUUGAAGUAUUGGAUGAUAGAACACGAGAUUCAAGAUUACUUGCCUUGCUUGACAAAUAUCAUCAAGCACAAAGCAACAGGGUUUUGGUUUUUGUGCUGUACAAGAAAGAAGCUGCACGAGUGGAAACAAUGCUUCAGAGAAGGGGAUGGAAGGCUGUUUCAGUCCAUGGAGACAAAGCUCAGCAUGACAGAACAAAAGCUUUAUCUUUAUUUAAAGAAGGGAAAUGCCCUUUAAUGAUUGCUACAGAUGUCGCUUCACGUGGACUUGAUAUUCCUGAUGUUGAAGUUGUCAUUAACUAUAGUUAUCCUUUGACCACUGAGGAUUACGUCCACAGGAUAGGAAGGACUGGUCGUGCUGGCAAGAAAGGUGUUGCACAUACCUUUUUCACUCAAGCGAACAAGGCACUUGCUGGUGAACUUGUGAAUGUUUUGCGGGAGGCUGAUCAGGUUGUUCCUCCAGCCCUUAUGAAAUUUGGCACACAUGUCAAGAAAAAGGAAUCUAAGUUAUAUGGAUCUCAUUUCAAGGAAAUCACAGCAGAUGCUCCUAAAUCCACGAAGAUCACAUUUGGUGAUUCUGAUGAGGACUGAUCUAAUGGCAGCAGCUUACUGAUCUUUCACCCCUGCUUAUGGAAGCUUGAUUUUGCGGUUAAAGAUGCUAUGGCUAUAAUCAGAUCAGGCAUUUGGAAGCCAGUUUCUGCCAUGGACAACCAAUGUGGCAGCGGGCAAUCCCAAAAUAUAGCUCUAUUGUUUUAGGUUAGUUUAUUAUUUGCAGCAUUCAGCUUAUGUUUUCUGGACCAUCCACAUUAGCUUGGCUGUAUGUAGCAUAAUAAGCAGCAUUCUGCUUAUUAUGAGCCGCAUUCAUCAUGUGGAGAGUAGUUAAAUUCAAUGUGUCCUUAGUACAAGCAGCUUGGUUAUGGUAAUGAUGGGCUGGUUAUAGGAAAAACAAUAUUGUUUUCCUUGUUAUAGUUAAAAAAAAGAUGGUUUUCCAGUCUGCCCUGGAUUGGAUGUUUGGGUUCUA